AUGUCCGUCAACCCGGCACUGAAGACAGUUCGGUACUCCCACCCCCCAAGGUCAGAGCGAUUGACGGUGUGUCUGACUGUGGAUAGCUCUCUAUACCGGCGGGCAUUGAAGCUGUCUCUAGACUGGGCAGUGCAGAGAAAUCUAUGGAGGGGACAGGCAGUCUACAUUCGAUCUUUGUUCGACGCGAAAAAGGACAUCAAGGAUCCGCGACAGCAACGAAUACUUUUUAUGGAGACUGAGAAAUUGCUGCAGAAGUUCAAGCAUCCAGAUCCGUACAGGCCGCCUACCGCUCCCGGGGGCUCCAAAUACGAAAGAAACCUUCCAGCGCCAGAUCUACCUCCACCUUCAUCGGAGCAGGUUCGGAGUCUAUGA
This is a messenger RNA of Endocarpon pusillum Z07020, 372 nucleotides long. RefSeq lists its product as uncharacterized. The coding region runs from base 1 to 372 and encodes 123 amino acids. The transcript is spliced from 4 exons. The record is from RefSeq and is a predicted model, not a curated record. Gene Ontology annotation, biological process: mitochondrial electron transport, NADH to ubiquinone. NCBI's taxonomy places the organism in Eukaryota, Fungi, Ascomycota, Eurotiomycetes, Verrucariales, Verrucariaceae.